Molecule: messenger RNA, 519 nt
Organism: Aspergillus tubingensis
Lineage: Eukaryota; Fungi; Ascomycota; Eurotiomycetes; Eurotiales; Aspergillaceae
Product: FAM207/SLX9 family protein
Exons: 2
Coding region: 1-519 (172 amino acids)
Biological process (GO): maturation of SSU-rRNA from tricistronic rRNA transcript (SSU-rRNA, 5.8S rRNA, LSU-rRNA)
Cellular component (GO): nucleolus; preribosome, small subunit precursor; 90S preribosome
Source: RefSeq, a predicted model, not a curated record
AUGGCUCCUACUCGAUCCGUCAAGAAGCCCGCAAGUGGGAAAGGCGCUCUUCCGUCGUCUAAGCCCAGCUUUCUCCACGAUGAGUUCCGCACCACGAAAAAGGACAAGCGCUUGAUCAAGCACAGUAGCUUUGUGUCGCGGAUAGAAAAGAACUCUCAGAAAUCUACAAAGCGCCGGCGUGCCUCCAAGAAACUUGCUGCUCUGGACUCGUUGGCUGAUGCGCUUCCGGACGCCGACGACGAUGUCGCCGACCCUAGCAAACAGGUUAAUAUCAUUAAGCAGAAAACCCUGCAGCAUAGACCGGGUGCUAUGAAGCGUCGGGAGAAGCUGGAACGGCUGGAGCGCGAUCGGUUUGCGAAGAAUAUGGCGCAGAUGUCCAGCAUGCAAGCACCAGCGCCAACCGCUACCGACUCCAACAGCAACACAGAUGAAGGCUCGGUCUCCAAUCGAUGGGCGGCCCUGCGGAACUUUAUAUCUCAAACUAUGGAGCAGCAGCCUGCGUUCAAAUCAAGCAGCUAG